Pseudogymnoascus destructans is the source of this 557-nucleotide messenger RNA. RefSeq names its product ribosomal 60S subunit protein L12A (gene RPL12). The transcript has 5 exons. Gene Ontology annotation, biological process: translation. Gene Ontology annotation, cellular component: ribosome; cytosolic large ribosomal subunit. Bases 60 to 557 code for a protein of 165 amino acids. The record is from RefSeq and is a predicted model, not a curated record. Gene Ontology annotation, molecular function: large ribosomal subunit rRNA binding; structural constituent of ribosome. Lineage: Eukaryota; Fungi; Ascomycota; Leotiomycetes; Thelebolales; Thelebolaceae.
AGACAGACAUCGACAAAUUAUUACGACGAUUGUAAUCGCAUUUUCCAACAGUCGCCAACAUGCCUCCAAAGGUCGACCCCACUGAGAUCAAGAUCAUCCACCUUCGGGCAACCGGUGGUGAGGUCGGCGCAUCUUCUGCGCUCGCUCCUAAGAUCGGCCCUCUUGGUCUUUCCCCCAAGAAGGUCGGAGAAGAUAUCGCAAAGGCAACUGGCGACUGGAAAGGACUCCGUGUCACCGUCAGACUUACGAUCCAGAAUCGUCAAGCAGCGGUCUCCGUUGUCCCAUCCGCCUCGUCCCUCGUCAUCAAGGCCCUCAAGGAGCCCCCGCGCGACAGGAAGAAGGAGAAGAACAUCAAGCACAGCAAGUCCAUCACUCUCGAUGAGGUCAUUGAGAUCGCACGCACGAUGAGGUUCAAGUCGAUGGCAAAGUCUCUCCAGGGUACGGUCAAGGAGAUUCUCGGCACCGCGUUCAGCGUUGGCUGCCAGGUUGAUGGAAGAAGUCCAAAGGAUGUCAGUGAUGAUAUUGAGAGCGGAGAGAUUGAGAUUCCUGAGGAAUAA